Tachyglossus aculeatus (Australian echidna) is the source of this 1087-nucleotide messenger RNA. RefSeq names its product impact RWD domain protein (gene IMPACT). The transcript has 11 exons. Gene Ontology annotation, molecular function: protein binding. The record is from RefSeq and is a predicted model, not a curated record. Gene Ontology annotation, cellular component: cytoplasm. Lineage: Eukaryota; Metazoa; Chordata; Mammalia; Monotremata; Tachyglossidae. Gene Ontology annotation, biological process: regulation of translational initiation. Bases 55 to 1005 code for a protein of 316 amino acids.
GCCGCCGUGUCGCCCUGGGCCCGGAUCGGACCGGUUGGGACCGGAAGUGGCCCCAUGGCGGAGCCCCACAGCUGCCAGAAACAGAUUGACGAAAUAGAAGCCCUCUCCUCUAUCUAUGGCGACGAAUGGUGUGUUAUUGAUGAAGCUGCAAGAAUAUUUUGCAUUCGAAUUAGCGAUCACUUAGAUCAUCCUAAAUGGACACUCUGCCUACAGGUGAUUUUGCCGCCUGAAUACCCAGGCACAGCACCGCCUCUGUAUCAACUGAAUGCUCCUUGGCUUAAGGGACAAGAUCGUGUGGAGUUAGCAAAUAGCCUUGAGGAAAUCUACGUGGAGAAUCUUGGCGAAAGCAUUCUUUAUCUAUGGGUGGAGAAGAUACGAGAGGUUCUGAUGGAAAAAUCGCUAUCGUCUGAUUCAGGUCCAGACGUCAAGAAGAAAAGUGAGGAGGAAGAUGUUGAUUUUGAAGCUGAUUUUAUUUUGGAGCGUCAGCCGGAAGAUGCAGCGAAAACGCUGGACUUUGUUAUUCCGGAAAGUCAAGCGGACAUGGAAGAGAUGCCGCCGAUUGACCACGGCGUCCCCAUCACGGACCGAAGGAGCACUUUCCAGGCCCACUUAGCUCCCGUAGUGACCCCCAAACAGGUGAAGAUGGUCCUUGCCAAAUUAUACGAAAACAAGAAAAUAGCCAGCGCGACCCACAACAUAUACGCGUACAGAAUAUACUGUGAAGACAAACAGACGUUCCUGCAGGAUUGCGAAGACGACGGAGAAACAGCAGCAGGUGGCCGUCUCCUCCACCUCCUGCAGAUUUUGAAUGUGCGAAAUGUUCUGGUGGUAGUGUCCCGCUGGUACGGAGGGAUUCUGCUUGGACCAGACCGUUUUAAACACAUCAACAACUGUGCCAGAAAGAUCCUAGUGGAACAGAAGUACGCAAACGCCCCGGAGGAAUCAUCCAAGCAGUUGGGAAAGAAUAAAAAGCUGAGAAAAGACAAGAGGAAGAGUGAACACUAAACCUACCAAAAUGUAAAAAUAAUAAAGAAUAAAUAAAUCCCCCCAGGGACACAGCCGCAGACUCAAAAUGAAAAGUCUCUGA